UUCUAUUUCACCAUAUGUAAGGAAAUUGGGCUAUAAAUACCCAGAAUUAUUCCUCUUCAGCCUCAUUCAAUAACCAUGAUUCCUAUUAGAAUGAACUUCAGCACUGUAAGAACAUUUUUAGCACUAGUAAACACUUUCUCAUCUUUAAACACAUAAAAAAAUAACAUAGCAAUUCAACAGUUGCUGCCUCACUGGUACAGUAAUGCAAAUUUCUCCCCAAUUGUGGACAGAUUUUAAAAUUUGGAAUCACCUAAGGCGAAAACGGUUACACUGAAACAAUUUAAAACUUGCUAAUUUUUCAAUAGUAAGUUAUGAGCGAGGACAAAGAGUCUUUAAGCUCAUUUGUUGAUAAACAGAACAAGGAUAAUGAGUUCGAUAAGAUCAUUGGCAGGAAUGUCCUGGUGGCCCCAAGUGAGGAACAGUUCGAGCUGCUGCUCAAAAGGCUCAAGCAACAACUGGGAGAAGGCAGGGGUGAAGUCAUACUAGAGGUGGGAUUGUCAGAGGAUGGAAGUGACAAUGGUUUAUUAAAUGAUGAAUUGGAGGCAGCUGUUGCAACUUUACAGUCAUUGGCUAAUACUUUAAAUUGUAGCUGUGUCAAAUUACGAGAACGCAAGGAUGUGAGGGGAACAAUUGCGCAAUAUUUGAUCAGAAGAGUAUUGGAUCAAAGUGAUUUCCUGGAGAUAAGAGUGGCGGUGGUUGGUAACGUGGACGCGGGAAAAUCAACUUUAUUAGGUGUUUUAACGCACGGAGACUUGGACAAUGGCAGAGGCCACGCACGUCAAAAACUAUUCCGCCACAAGCACGAGAUGGAAUCAGGCCGUACGAGCUCCGUGGGCAACGACAUUCUGGGUUUCGACGGCGAGGGCAACGUCGUCAAUAAGCCGGAGCACGGCUCGUUAGAUUGGGUCAAAAUUUGCGAGAGGAGCUCUAAAGUGAUCACGUUCAUCGAUCUGGCAGGUCACGAAAGGUACCUGAAGACGACCGUGUUCGGAAUGACAGGUCACGCGCCAGAUUUUGGUAUGCUGAUGGUCGGGGCGAAUGCCGGGAUCAUCGGUAUGACCAAAGAGCACUUGGGUUUGGCGUUGGCGCUGUCGGUGCCAGUGUUCGUGGUCGUCACCAAAAUCGAUAUGUGUCCGUUCAACGUCCUGCAGGAUAAUUUGAGGAUGUUGAUUAGGAUUUUAAAGAGUCCCGGAUGUCGUAAGGUGCCAGUUAUGGUCAAGAGUGCCGAUGAUGUGGUGUUGAGCGCCACUAAUUUCGUAUCAGAGAGGCUGUGCCCAAUUUUUCAAGUCUCUAACGUGACGGGAGAAAAUUUGGAUCUGCUAAAAACGUUCCUAAACUUGUUGACCACUAGGAUGGAGUACGACGAGAACGAACCAGCUGAAUUUCAAAUUGACGACACGUACUCAGUUCCGGGAGUUGGUACAGUUGUAUCAGGUACCACUUUAAAGGGUGUGAUUCGUCUAAAUGACACUCUGAUGUUGGGCCCAGAUCCUCUGGGACAUUUCCAACCAAUUGCCGUCAAAAGCAUCCACAGGAAACGCAUGGCAGUGCGUGAGGUACGUGCGGGACAAACAGCCAGCUUCGCAUUGAAGAAGAUCAAGCGCUCUCACAUCCGAAAGGGAAUGGUCAUGGUGUCGCCGGCCUUAAAUCCACAAGCUUGUUGGGAGUUUGAAGGGGAGAUACUGGUACUGCACCAUCCAACCACCAUCAGCUCUAGAUAUCAAGCUAUGGUGCAUUGCGGAAGCAUCAGGCAGACAGCCAGCAUCUUGUCAAUGUCUAAGGAGUGUCUGCGAACAGGGGACAAAGCCCUGAUCCAUUUCCGCUUCAUAAAACACCCAGAAUACAUGACACCGGGACAGAGGAUGGUGUUCCGCGAGGGUAGGACGAAAGCGGUGGGCAACGUGGUGCGAAUCGUCGCACAGUCCAGCCCCAGCCAUCAGGGCAACAGGGCGAAACAGAACAAACCGCAGAGAUAUGGUGGUCAAGGACAACAGAAGACGCAUCCCAGUGGUGCGGAGAACCAGGACUUGCAGCAGGAGUUUCCGGAGAUAACGGGCUCCUCGACGGGCGAAGGAACCGCGUUCGAAGGUAGCACAGACAAAAGAGAGGGAGGUGGUCAAAAAGGGGGACAGAAAAAGGGCAGGAGCCGGCGAGGAUGUCGGAAGAAGCCGAAUUCUGGGGCGGCGAACGUACAAAAACCGCUGGUCGACGUAGCGAACAUCACGAACAACAUACCGCGGACCGCCGCCAAAGUUUAAAGCAAUGUUGUCCAAUUUUAUUAAUAAAUUAACGUGAUUGAUACAUUGAAAACACUUUUUUUAGAGUUCCUGUUUUAGUAGUUAAUGAAAUUGGAGUUCAGGUUGCUUUUUUUUGUUAAUUGCACUCAGCCAUGCUUUCCGUGUAUCAAUUACGAAACAUGUUUAAAUCAAAUAUCAUUAUAUAAUGUUAUUUAUUUUGCCAUUUUCAAACGUACUUUUUAUAGAUUUUUACAGUACAAAAGAAUAUAUUUUAUUUUUGUGAUUUUAAAGAUGUAGUACAACGGUCUGGUUGUAGUUUUUAAUCGAGUUCAAAAUUUUGUUUUUAAAUGUUUUUUAUUAAUAUAUCUACAAAUUAA
This is a messenger RNA of Aethina tumida (small hive beetle), 2614 nucleotides long. It is a transcript of the gene GTPBP1, whose product is annotated as GTP-binding protein 1. NCBI's taxonomy places the organism in Eukaryota, Metazoa, Arthropoda, Insecta, Coleoptera, Nitidulidae. Gene Ontology annotation, molecular function: GTPase activity; translation elongation factor activity; GTP binding. The transcript has 6 exons. Bases 312 to 2258 code for a protein of 648 amino acids. The record is from RefSeq and is a predicted model, not a curated record. Gene Ontology annotation, biological process: translational elongation.